GUGGACCCGGCGCGCGUGCUGAUAAUAUUGGGGAAGCAGAAUCCCAAUCUCUGCACGGACGGCUGGCGCUUAGUUGGCUCAAGUACGGAGGGAGGGGGCCUGGUCAUAAAGGUCUCUGUUGAUACUGCUGGCCAGGAAUACCUUCAGGCUCGUGGAGGGAAGUUGCACUUCGGCACAGGAUGGAUUCGGUUCCGUCUAACGCCGCCGUCGCAGUAGGAGAAACGAAGCCACAGCUGCUUAGCAUUGUGCAGAUUAACCUGCAUCACUGCAAGGCAGCUGGGGCUGAGCUUCUCCUAUCCCUCUCCAAGCUUGAAGUUGACAUAGCCCUGGUCCAGGAACCUUACAUUUUUAAGAAUAAGGUAACUGGGCUAGGGAGUGAGCGGUACAUCACCUAUGCCACCUCCAAUGGGGAAAAGGUUAGAACGUGUAUCGUCGCAAAGAAAAACUUAAACUUAAUCUUCCUUAACAAUUUCAGCGGAGGAGACGCCACGGCGGUCAGACUGGAGACUAGGACGGGCAAAACACUAUUCCUCGUCUCCCUGUACCUUCCCUUCGAGCACCCCGACCCACCGGGCCAAGUGGUAGAGGAGCUGGUCUCAGUACUGGGUGGAAAAGGCGGACUCAUCAUUGGAUGUGAUGCAAACGCUCACCACUCUCAAUGGGGCAGUAGUAACACCAAUGCCAGAGACUAGGAUGAUCACAAUGGGCCAAUAGGUCUCCGAGUGGAGUGGUUGUUGUUUUUACGCAACCACACAUCCUUUAACCUAACCUAACCUAACCUACCCUA
This is a messenger RNA of Musca domestica (house fly), 787 nucleotides long. RefSeq lists its product as uncharacterized. The transcript has 2 exons. The coding region runs from base 180 to 692 and encodes 170 amino acids. NCBI's taxonomy places the organism in Eukaryota, Metazoa, Arthropoda, Insecta, Diptera, Muscidae. The record is from RefSeq and is a predicted model, not a curated record.